UCUUCAAUUCGAGUUUUCAUUCGGCAGCCAUUAUGCUUUCCUUUAUAUAUAAGGAUCACAAGUAAAAAGCGAAUAGAGAACAAUCGAAUCACAGAUUGGAGUAAACACGUUGACAUUAUAUGUUUUUACCACUGAAGAUAUUUAAUUCAUAAUUAUGGCGUCACGAAUUACUGCGUCUGCCACGGUUCGGGCUGUUAAAGGAAAGAAAACCCUAUCAACUCGUGCUGCUCUUGUUCUUACUCAAAACGCUGUGAUGAGAAUUAAAGAAAUUUUAAGCGACAAAAAAGAAUACAUUGGAUUAAAAGUUGGUGUACGACAGAGAGGUUGCAAUGGAUUGAGUUACACGCUCGAUUAUGCUACCGAAAAGAGUAAACUUGACGAGGAAGUCCUACAAGACGGUGUCCGAGUGAUAAUUGACCGAAAAGCCCAACUCUCGUUGUUAGGCACUGAGAUGGAUUACAUCGAAGGAAAGUUGAGUUCAGAGUUUGUUUUCAACAAUCCAAAUAUCAAAGGAACCUGUGGAUGUGGGGAAAGUUUCUCCGUUUAAUUUCAAUAAGUGUACUACAUUCAGACCCGUGAAGUCAAAUUGUGUCAUCAAAUAUAAUAAAGAAAUCGUAGUUGUUUUGCCGUGUAAAUAAUAAAAUGAUACCUUCAUGCCGGCCAUUUGGAUGUACAUAGAGAAAUCGUUAUAUAUAGAGAUUAUUCCGGAACACGAGAUCUGUGAACUAGGUUCACAUGUAACAGACGGUCAGACAAAUAUAUGAUGUCAUUGAAGUA
Messenger RNA from Diachasma alloeum, 777 nucleotides. RefSeq names its product iron-sulfur cluster assembly 1 homolog, mitochondrial (gene MagR). Gene Ontology annotation, molecular function: 2 iron, 2 sulfur cluster binding. The record is from RefSeq and is a predicted model, not a curated record. Bases 155 to 547 code for a protein of 130 amino acids. The transcript has 3 exons. Gene Ontology annotation, biological process: iron-sulfur cluster assembly. NCBI's taxonomy places the organism in Eukaryota, Metazoa, Arthropoda, Insecta, Hymenoptera, Braconidae. Gene Ontology annotation, cellular component: mitochondrion; cytoplasm.